AUGCCUGUUUUUUCAGGUAGCCCUUGGCAAGCCGGUUAUGGUCACCAGAUGGGCUAUGGAAUCGGGGGUCUGUUUCGCAGCGUGGCAAGAACGGUGAUGCUCAUGGUGAAAAGUGGAGCAAAAGCUCUAGGUAACAUUGCCCUGAAAAGUGGCGCUGACUUUGUGGGUGAUGUUCUUGCCGGUAAAAACGUAAAAGAGGCAGCAAAAGCACGAACCGUGGAGGCUGCAAACGUUGCGAAAAGAAAAGCUAUAAAUAAGCUGAAGAGUCAAACAGGAAGUGGAAAACGUGCGAAGGGAACAGCUAAAAAGAGAUAG
This is a messenger RNA of Paramuricea clavata, 315 nucleotides long. The record is from the annotation of a GenBank genome assembly. NCBI's taxonomy places the organism in Eukaryota, Metazoa, Cnidaria, Anthozoa, Malacalcyonacea, Plexauridae.